AUGGCAGCUUGCACAGCUGUUUCCCACCCACUGUCUCUUCCACCAGAUGCUUUCCCUUACUCACCUUUCUCAGGGCCCAGUGGCUCCAGGCGCAUGCGUCAUGUUCAAGAGUUGUAUAAUGAUAACCUAAUGCCACCUGCACAGCCACUUCCUGUAUCCACAUCGGACAGUGUGGUCGGCACUUUGGGCUCCUCUGGUCCAGAACCAUCGCGAAAGACACGGAAAGAGAGGCAACUGAUAAGGAAACAAAAAAUGCCAUUGGGAGUUACUAAUCAGCCCUUGCCCGUCGAACCACUUAUUCUGCCCCCGGCUCACUAUUGCCCUAAGUGCAAUGCAAAGAAAUUUGCAUAUGAGUCACCUACUUUCUGUUGUGGGAAUGGAGAAGUGAAGAUCGCUUCUAAUGACUACCCUGCUGAACUUGUGAGGCUCUUCACUUCACAGGAUGAAGACGCCUUACAUUUCAGGAAAUACGCAAGACUUUAUAAUAACAUGUUUGCGUUUAGUUCCCUUGGAGGGGCAGUUGAUGCAAAGACUGAAAAGGGAAUCUAUGUCUUUAAGUUACAUGGCCAAAUAUACCACUACAUUCCUGAUUUACUUCCUAGAAAUGAGACCCCUAAGUAUCUACAACUUUAUUUUUAUGAUGGCCAACAUGAAGUGUCAAAUCGAUUAGGUUGUUUUCCAGAGUUGAGAGAAGACGUGAUUAACAUUCUCAUGGCCAUUACAAAAACAAAUCCUUAUGCUAGGUUUUUCCGGUCUUUGAAAGAAAUGAAUAUUGAUGAAAAAACGCAGAUUAUACUUAAUAAAAAUACAGUGCCUGACCAACGAGUUUAUAAUGCUCCUACCUCUGAUGAAGUUGCUGUUAUUUGGCCUGAAGCCACAUCUUCCAGUGAAUCUAGCAGCCCGCAUAUACUUGUGUCUGGGAAGUCUAAUGAGUCACAUAGGAUCAUGCACUAUUAUGGCUGCUACGACCCACUCCAGUAUCCGCUUUUGUUUCCCCGGGGUGACUGUGGUUGGAACCAGGGCCUUAAAAAAAUGUCUACCGGUGGUAGGAGGCAGCUACAAGUACAGCAGGAUCCCGUCCUAUCUUGUGCUGUGCACACUGCUGAAGAGCUUUUGUCGGAGGAAGCCAUCCGUGCAACACCGAGCCGCACUAAUACAGACAAACAUAUCUCUGCAAGGCAGUAUUAUGCGUAUAAACUCCAAAGCCGCCCAAACAAUCUACUUCUUAGAGCCGGGCGCUGUCUUCAGCAGUACAUUGUAGACAUGUACGUGAAAGUUGAGAAUACGCGCCUUGAUUUCUUCCGUAACAACCAGGACACUAUCAGGGCAGACUUGUAUCAAGGGAUUCUGGACACUGUGGAAAGAGGGGAAAACAGUGCAGCUAAUGUAGGGCAUCGUGUCGUGUUGCCACCAACUUUUAUUGGUGGCCCUCGGGACCUUAAGAAAAGGUACCUAAACGCAAUGGCUCUUGUGCAACGCUAUGGGAAGCCAGAUCUCUUUGUAACAAUGACAUGUAAUCCAAAUUGGCAAGAGAUAAAACAAGAGCUCGCUCCCGGGGAAGAAGCUCAGAACAGGCCUGAUUUGGUAUCAAGGAUUUUCCAAGCGAAACUGCUAGCCCUGAAAAAACUGAUAAUGCAGAAACAUGUUUUCGGUGAAGUUGCUGCAAUGAUCUACGUUGUUGAGUUUCAGAAACGAGGUUUGCCUCAUGCGCAUUUUCUCAUCAUUCUCACACCUACUUCCAAGAUCAAAACUCUUACCGAUUAUGACAAAUUUGUCUCUGCGGAGAUACCCUCCAUGGACAACCCUCACCUUCGGAAGAUCGUUCUCAAGCACAUGAUGCAUGGCCCCUGUGGAAAGUUAAACCCUAAGUGUCCAUGCAUGAAACGCAAAGGGAAUAAAGAACACUGUAAAAGUGGAUACCCAAAACAGUUUUGUGAUGAGACAACCACCAGUGCGGAUGGCUUCCCAGUGUAUAAGCGCAAAGCCACCGGUGAAACAGUAGUCAUUCGCAGAGCCACUUUGGAUAAUAGGUGGGUCAUUCCGUACAACCCGUACCUCUCAUCUUUGUUUGAUUGUCAUCUUAACGUUGAGGUUUGUUCAAGCAUUCAAGCAGUCAAGUACUUAUACAAGUAUGUUUACAAGGGCCAUGAUAGAAUCUCGUUCAACGUUGUGAGAGACGGUGAACAUGGCGCUGUUGAUGAAAUUGAGCAAUACCAAUCAGGUCGAUGGGUUUCGCCUUGUGAAGCUGCGUGGCGCCUUUUUGCGUUUGACCUGUAUGAGAUGCAUCCUGCUGUCCUACCUCUUCAGGUCCACCUACCUAACAUGCAGACCAUUCAGCUGAGGCCUUAUGAGCAGCUUGAUUCUGUCAUUGCAACAGACAAACGGUCCCGCACUCCUCUGACCGAGUUCUUUAAAGCGAAUGCUGCAACACCAGAUGGGACAGGUUAUCUAUAUGGAAGGUUUACAGAGAAGUACAAAUGGGAUGCAUCUGCAAAGGAAUGGCUGUUACGGAAAAACAAGACCAUAGUUAUUGGCAGGCUAGCUUUUGUUGCUCCGUCUGAAGGAGAGCGAUAUUUCUUGAGGUUGUUGCUUGUUCAUGUGCAUAGCCCUAAAUCAUUUGAAGAUCUCCUGACAGUUGAUGGUUAUCGAUGUGCAACCUUCCAGGAGGCAGCCUUGAAACGUGGAUUGCUUGAAGAAGAUGAAGCUGUGGACCUAUGUUUGGCUGAGGCAUCUGAGGUCCAAAUGCCUACUGCUCUGCGUAGCUUAUUUGCAACAGUCCUCAUUUUCUGUCAACCAAGCAACCCAAGUGCACUGUGGGAGAAAUACUAUGCAUCUCUGUCCGAGGAUUUUAACCGCCAAUUUCCAGGCUUAGAUUCAAAGGUUAAACAUCUGACAGCCAGAUCAGUCGAGCAAUACUUGGAGGAAAUGGGUAAAUCGCUUAAGACUUUUGGGCUUGAACACUUGAAUGAGGAACAGGAUGCUGAGGUAGCAAGGACAAAAGACAUUAUUGAUGCACUGGAUGCACCAAUACCCGAACACUGUAUUAGUUGUCGUGACAAGUUAAACAAGGCCCAACAAGAAGCUUUUAAUUUCAUCAUUGACCAUGUGAAGCAGGGAAAGGGUGGUGCAUUCUUUAUAGACGGCCCUGGUGGAACAGGGAAAACUUUCUUGUACAAUGCAUUAUACGCAGAGGUUCGACUAAUGGGAAAGAUCGUGCUUGCAACUGCUACAUCAGGUAUUGCAGCAGCUAAUAUACCAUCUGGUCGAACAGCCCACUCCAGGUUCAAAAUACCAAUUGAUAUUGAAGCAUCCCUAGCUUGCGAUGUUCCAAAACAAGGUAGCUUAGCUGCAUUGAUACAGGAAACAGCUCUUAUCAUAUGGGACGAGGCUUCGAUGGCAAGAAAAGAGAAUGUUGAAUCCUUGGAUCUGCUGCUCCGAGAUCUGUGCAAUGCAGACCUGCUGUUUGGUGGUAAACUCAUAGUCUUUGGAGGUGAUUUCCGGCAAGUCCUCCCUGUUCUGCCCCGCAAAACACAACGGGAAGCAGUUGCUGUCAGUUUAGUCAGCUCUGCCUUGUGGGCUCGAAUGACAAGGUUCCGCCUGACAGAAAACAUACGAGCCCGUGAAGAUCCAGCCUUCUCAGCUUUCUUACUCGCAUUGGGUAAUGGAGAACUGCAAACCAUUGACAACAACCUUGUCCACUUGCCAAGUGAGGUUGUCAAGCCUCUUGAGGAAGGAAAGGAUCCCAUCACAGACCUGACUGCCCUUACAUUCCCCGAACUCGACCUUCAAGCCUUUGACUCAGACAUCUUCACAACAAGGGCAAUUCUGACUCCCAUGAACGCUGAUGUUGACUCUAUAAACACAAAUCUUAUUCAAAAGUUUUCAGGUCAGCCUGUCCUCUAUAAAAGCUUUGACACAAUGCUUGAUGACAAUUGUAAUAUCUAUCCUACCGAAUUUAUAAACACACUCUGCCCCGGUGGAAUGAGCCCUCAUGAACUUAUCUUAAAAAAGGGAAGCCCAGUCAUUUUGCUCCGGAAUGUUCUCCCAUCUUCCGGCUUGUGCAAUGGUACAAGGUUAAUAUGCCAGGAGUUUUUCCCUAACCUCGUCCAAUGUGUAAUCAUCACUGGCCACCACAAAGGGAAGCACGUUUUUAUUCCCCGUGUUAACCUGCGGCCUGCCGCUUCUUCGAAGUACCCAAUACUUUUUCAAAGAAAACAAUUUCCUUUGAAGUUGAGCUUUGCAAUGACAAUCAACAAGUCCCAAGGGCAAACCUUAAGUCAAGUUGCUAUUUACCUUCCUCGUCCAUGUUUCUCACAUGGGCAGUUAUAUGUCGCCUUGUCAAGGGCAAGACAAUCAGCCCAUGUUACUGUCAUUUCAGCCGGCACUCCCCAACAACAAACCGAAACUCAAGUUGAAAAUGUGCUUUCAUAUGACGUGUUGAGGCUCGCUGGGCCCUUUAAUUUUGGUGAAUUUCUUACAACAUUACCAUUGAGUAUACUACGCCCUAUUUUCUUAGACACUAAUGCUGACUGUGAUUCGUCUCUCUUUCUAUGUGCUCGGUGCUUGGCUCAUUGCACACGAAUACGUCUACCUGUUUUUGCUGCAUACUCAGGGGCCUUUAAUUUUGGUGAAUUUCUUACAGCAUUAGCAUUGAGUUUAUUACGCCCCGUUUUCUUAGACGCUACUUUUAAUUCACCAUGA
Messenger RNA from Spinacia oleracea (spinach), 4701 nucleotides. RefSeq lists its product as uncharacterized. Bases 1 to 4701 code for a protein of 1566 amino acids. Gene Ontology annotation, biological process: telomere maintenance; DNA repair. Gene Ontology annotation, molecular function: DNA helicase activity. The record is from RefSeq and is a predicted model, not a curated record. Lineage: Eukaryota; Viridiplantae; Streptophyta; Magnoliopsida; Caryophyllales; Amaranthaceae. The transcript has 7 exons.